AUGGGCCAGUUUCCUAUUCAAGGCAGUUUGGCCGAGUGGUCUAAGGCGAUUGACUCGAAAUCAAUUCUCUUCGGAGGCGCAUGUUCGAAUCAUGCAGCUGUCGAUUCUUUUUUUCCUUCAUCCUCCCUCAUCGUCUUGGAGACAUCAUUGGAUUCGAAUCGUCAUGUCGCAGGAGAGGAGUGGUUUCUGUUUCGUUUACAAGAGUGCCCAUAUGUCACCACCAGUUCUCGAAAUGGCCAAAGGCUUUUCAAAACGGACGCCUUG
Messenger RNA from Penicillium bovifimosum, 264 nucleotides. RefSeq lists its product as uncharacterized. The record is from RefSeq and is a predicted model, not a curated record. The transcript is spliced from 2 exons. NCBI's taxonomy places the organism in Eukaryota, Fungi, Ascomycota, Eurotiomycetes, Eurotiales, Aspergillaceae. The annotation marks the transcript as partial.